Molecule: messenger RNA, 1644 nt
Organism: Capsicum annuum
Lineage: Eukaryota; Viridiplantae; Streptophyta; Magnoliopsida; Solanales; Solanaceae
Product: lysine histidine transporter 1
Exons: 8
Coding region: 102-1469 (455 amino acids)
Cellular component (GO): plasma membrane
Source: RefSeq, a predicted model, not a curated record
AAGACAGAGACAACUUCAUAAUUUUCGUAGUGUCCCAUAUUUCUUUGUCACUCUCUCUAUCUCUGUCUUUUAGUUUCUAAAACCAUUUCUUUGAGAGAUUUAUGGAAACUCAAGCUCUAACUAAUUCCAACUCUCUAUACAUUCACAGUUCCAAAAGUGAUGAAGAAAGACUUGCAGAAGAGAGGGAAAUAGAUGCAUGGCUUCCAAUAACAUCAAACAGGAACGCGAAAUGGUGGUAUUCGGCUUUUCACAAUGUUACUGCUAUGGUUGGUGCUGGUAUACUCAGUCUCCCUUAUGCCAUGGCACAGCUUGGCUGGGGGCCUGGAGUAGCGGUGUUGGUGAUAUCUUGGAUUAUAACGUUAUACACAUUAUGGCAAAUGGUGGAGAUGCAUGAGAUUGUUCCUGGCAAGCGUUUCGAUAGAUAUCAUGAACUUGGGCAGCAUGCUUUUGGGAAGAAACUUGGGCUAUGGAUCAUUGUGCCACAACAAUUAGUUGUUGAAGUUGGAACUGACAUAGUUUAUAUGGUGACUGGAGGGGAAUCACUCCAACAGUUUUACAAAUUAGUGUGUAGAAAAGAUUGCAAAGACAUAAAAAAGACUUACUUCAUUAUGAUCUUUGCAUCUGUUCAUUUUGUUAUCUCACAUCUUCCUGAUUUGAAUUCCAUAGCAGGAGUGUCUUUGGCUGCUGCUGUCAUGUCUAUAAGCUACUCUACAAUUGCUUGGGGAGCAACACUGAAAAAAGGGGAACAACCAGAUGUGGAAUAUGGGUACAAGUCAAAGAGCACAGCAGGAACAGUAUUCAACUUCUUUACUGCAUUAGGAGAUGUUGCAUUUGCAUAUGCUGGUCAUAAUGUUGUGUUGGAAAUUCAAGCAACAAUUCCAUCAACACCUGAAAAGCCUUCAAGAAAACCAAUGUGGAAAGGAGUUAUUGUUGCUUAUUUAAUUGUUGCUCUGUGUUAUUUCCCUGUUGCUAUUAUUGGCUAUUGGAGGUUUGGGAAUCAACUGGAUGGAAGUAUUUUAGAUGAAGAGUUCUUGAAUGAACCUACUUGGCUUAUUGCUAUGGCUAACAUCUUUGUUGUUGUUCAUGUUAUUGGGAGCUAUCAGAUAUAUGCAAUGCCAGUGUUUGACAUGAUAGAGACGGUGCUUGUUCGAAAAUUUAGGUUCAAGCCAACUAAGAUGUUGCGAUUUGUUACGAGGAACAUUUACGUCGCUUUCACAAUGUUUGUUGCUAUUACUUUCCCUUUCUUCAUUGGAUUGCUUGGAUUCUUUGGAGGAUUUGCUUUUGCUCCAACAACCUAUUUUCUGCCUUGCAUCAUGUGGCUAAUAAUUUGCAAACCAAAGAAAUUCAGUCUCUCUUGGAUUGUCAAUUGGAUUUGCAUUAUUCUUGGAGUACUAUUGAUGGUUAUAGCACCAAUUGGUGGGCUAAGAUCCAUAAUUAUUCAAGCCAAGGACUACAAAUUUUACUCUUAGUACAUCUAAAUAUAAAUAGUUAGAAAGUUACGGGAUCGGAGUGCGUCCGUGACAGUAGGUAGGAGUGUUUGUUCUUACUAGUAGUGGUGGUGGUAUACGAAGUUUCUAGUUGAUAUCUGUUGUUUCGAAUAGAUCGAUUGUAGUAUUAUUUUGUGUUAGUAUUAUUUUUUUACUA